Messenger RNA from Corythoichthys intestinalis (scribbled pipefish), 3134 nucleotides. RefSeq names its product coiled-coil domain-containing protein 136-like. Gene Ontology annotation, biological process: single fertilization; acrosome assembly. The transcript has 9 exons. The record is from RefSeq and is a predicted model, not a curated record. NCBI's taxonomy places the organism in Eukaryota, Metazoa, Chordata, Actinopteri, Syngnathiformes, Syngnathidae. The coding region runs from base 1375 to 2520 and encodes 381 amino acids. Gene Ontology annotation, cellular component: acrosomal membrane.
AAACUUCAAUGUUUGCGCAAUCUUCAAAAUAUAUUCUAUGUCACUCUGCAUAAUAUAAGUCAUUUCUACUUAUUUUUCUGAAUGUAUGUUACUUAUAUCUUUAUUUAUUUAUUUUUUUAAAUCAAGUAAAUGUUAACGUUAACUUCAAUUAUAAUAUACAUCCUAUGUUCUUAAGUAGUUAAAAUUGAGAUUUGACAUUUAGGAUGUGAGGAAAUGAGGGAAAAUAAAAAUUAGGAGAUGGAGGUUGGGGCUAUUGCUGUUUUUGUUAACUUUUAUUUGGCAAAUCAUGGGGGGAAAAAUACAAUUUUGAAUGAAAAUCAGUUUCUGUAUGUGUUCUAGAAAUAACUGUGCCAAAACAGUUUUCUUUGCAUUUCAGUAGUUUUAGGAGGUUUGAACCCCCCACAAAAUAUAAAUAAAGAUGAAGCUAACCCUAACCCUAUUUCUGGCUCCGUGGCGACCUUCACGUCGGGGAGUUCCUGCAAGAAAUUCUAGCCACUUUCACCCCUGGGUAAGCGCCAAACUGCUCUUCAUUUCCUAGCGUGUAUUUCUUUAUUUAAUUUGAAACGGGGAUCGUUACUAAUGCCAAGUUUGACGGGAGGAUUAUCUUUGUGUAAACAUUGCUCAUCACGCCAGCAUUGGUCACUUUGCUCCCGUCAUUAUUCAGACACGACCAUCACCGGUUACAAGUGCUUUUGGCUUUCCUUGGUUUUACUAUUAAGACUCUGUCAAAGGUAUUUUCAAUGAGUGUAUUGAAACUAAAGGAACCUGCAAACUGUUCUCCGAAACGCAGCAUUUCAAUUUUAACAUUUAGUACGUGUUUGCGCCACAAGACGGCGGUCUUGACCUACCGAGUCUUAAAAGAGUGUUGUCGACUGGUGCGUUGUGCAAAAUUUCAGCCAAAACCUCAAACUUUGGGGAAAAUAUAUUUUCUACAAAUGGCCUUCUUUCUGUUGAUUUAGUGAUAUACACUCAUCCCCAAUGUUUUUUGGGGGGCUUUCCGACAAGCAAAGACGUGUGGUGUGCGCGUCCCGUUAUAAAGAUGGGACAGCAAUGACAUCAUAAAGGCGCGCCUUUGUAGUCCACGGCAUACGAUCAAAAACGAUUCUCAUUAAAAGUUACAAACGUGUUGUUAGUACAUAUAACAGUUUAACACCAUGAUGUUGAAUUGUCUAGUUAUACUCGUUAGACUGGUCCAUGAAGCGUUAAUCAUGACGUCACGGAUGUCGACUGCGUGACGCGGUCUUGAGCGUCACUCCAAUGAUGAAGAUGGGGAAGAUGAGACGCAGCAUCAAGUCGGCAGGACGAUGAGGAGGCAGCGGUGUCUUCAGCAGACCAGACUGCGUGCAUCUUGAGGAACCCUCAGAAACCCCGAAAAUGAACGGACUACGGCUGCCCCCCCUCAUUGAGGAAGUUCUGGACUCGUACGGCCAGCUGAAGGACGAUGUGUGUCAGAGGACACAAGAUGGAAAGUUGGCUGAGGAAGAGGAGGAGGAUGAAGAGGCGGGCGUGGAAGAACUGCGGCUCCGGAUGGUGGAGCUUCUGAUGGAGCUGGAGGAGACCCGGCAAGAUUCCUGCAGACAAGAGGAGAAUUUUCACGCAAUGAAGAGCAUGUUGGAAGACGAGCGAAUGGCCAAGGCCCAUCAGGCUGAAACAUUCACCAGGCAAUUGGAUGCUCUGAAAGGUACCGUCCACCAUUUCAUCAAUAUCUCAAGUCCUCACGCUGGAUUAGAGGGCCGCAGCGGCCUUCCGUGUUCGCGAUCGCCCCUUCCAGUCGAGUUGGCCCGUGUUCGGGGGGAGCUGGCGGCGGCCGAACGGGAGAAGCGGAGCGAUCUGGAGGAGGCCGAGAUGGCGCUGCGCCGGGCGGAAGAGACGGCACUCGCGCUACAGGAGGCCGGCGAAGAGGCGGCGGCCGAGAGCGAGAACGACAUCGCUUGCCUGCAAGAGGAGCUCUGUCGGCUCGGGGCCGGGAUUCAGCGCCUCCGGGACCGGGACGGCCAGCGCCGGGUCGAGAUCGGCGCCCUGAGGAUGGACAGUGGCGAUGCGCGUGACCCGGCUGGCGAAAGCGCACGUGCAGAGGAUGAGUUUGCAUCGCUGAGUCGCCAACGUCUCCAGCUGAGCGACGCCAACCGGCAGUUGAGCAGCAAAGUCCGACAAGAAGAGCAAAAACAACCAGCUACGGAGGUAGAGUCGUGCAGUCCGCCCGCCGCCUUUCAGGGAGUCGCUCAACUUCAGGUCCAACUGCAGAAGGUCGAGGACUCCGAGCUCAAAGCGCGCGCCGAGUGCGAGCGCAUCAAGCGUUCGCUUAGCUCACUGCGGCGUCUCCAUGACGACAGCCGGCGCGAAUGCACCACCCUGGAGGAGGAGCUGCGACACUGCAAGGGCGAACUUCAACGUAUUCUGGGAGAGGGGGCACAGGGCCGCCCAAGCCCCCACGAGAACCCCCUCGUGUCGGCACCCGUGCUAGGCCUGAUUGCUAUUGUGGGCUUGAUGUGGUGCUGGUGGGAGGAGCUGGCGUCCUAGACGGGAGCAGGGCGACGCGGGAGGAUGCAACCUUGCAGCUGCAGCGGUGGCAGUCGCAGCCAUCUUUGUUCUGUUGCUCCCCAGUUUGACCCGAGUUUGACAAGAAGGGACAUUGCGGCCAUCCCGGAACCCUGCAGAUCCAAGCACAGAAUCUUGGAUCGUAAGCCUCCAUCCGUUGUCUAGGUCUUCACUGCGGUUGCAGGUUUGACUUCAGUUGAAAGGCCAGGUACGCCCUGGACCUGUCGCCAUCUAAUUGCAGGUCAAAAAUUGUGAAAACAAUGGACUGCUCGCCAGUCUAUGGACAGGUUGACAGUCAAUGUCAGCGCACAUAUAGACAAAUAGACUGGUCGCCAGUAAAUACUAGUAUGUCAGAGCACAUAAUACUGCACAUACAUGUAGUUAUUAAUGUUCAUCGAUUAUCAAUAUUGAACCGAGAGUGAGGGCACUUGUGGUUAAAGAGAGAUCUUAUAAUGUACGCUUUGAUGUAAAUGUAGCAUGCUUCCUCUUGUAUCUGAAUACCAACGCUGACUCGGCCAUCUGAUCGCACCUUCCGAUGAGGCUACAAGCUAGCAUGAUAAUGUAGCGAUGUUGUACUAAUGUCUUGUGUAAUAAAC